GACGCCUGGGGUGUUUUCGUGAUGCCUUCGUAAUGCCCAAUGCGUAUCAAUCGUUCGGCAUAAUUACGUGUAUCUCACCAUCAAGGGUAGCAUUAUGCUUGGAUUUGAUGCAAGCACCUUAUGACGAAAAGACGCGCAACUAUGAGUCACCAAACCUCGGUGUAUCUGGUCAUCGCUCCAUUUGUCAAGUUCGCCCCAUGAGAAAUUUAACCGUCGCAAUGAGACAGGGAGCUCAGUGAUGUCACUGCUCUGUACUUCUUUUAAUCAUUAUAUUGCCCUGGUACCGAAAGCUGUUCUUUAUAGCUAAAGUGCCUAGUUUGCAACUCUUAAGUACCCUAGACUUCUUCGAUAUGUUGGACGUGUUGAAAGCAACGAAUAAUCCUAUCUUACAUAAUUAUGGAAUACUGAAAAGUCACUUAUAUGAAGGGAACGUGUCUGAGAUUCAAUGGACGUGGAAUGGUAUCCUUCGAUCAGUAUUCAGUCUGACCAUUGCAUACUUUGUCCUACAGAUUUCGUACAAUUUAUGGUUCCACCCUCUAAGAAGAUUUCCUGGUCCGUUCCUGGCCAGAUCAACGCUACUCUGGCGAUUCUAUUAUUCAGUAGGUGGCCGCUUCCAUCGUCAUGUUGAAGCAUGCCAUAAACGCUAUGGCGAGGUAUUCCGUGUCAGUCCUAAUGAACUAUCGUUCUGUAGCGUCGAAGCUCGGAAGGCCAUAUAUACCCCUCGACAAGGUGGUGCGGCAAGAAUACCAAAGAACGAAUUUUAUGAACUGAUUAACUCUGGUUUUGAGGUUGCUUCGCUGGGUACUGAAAUUGACCCUGUUCUGGGUCAGAAAAAACGAGAAUAUUUUGCUUCGGCAUUCUCAGCCAAAGGCCUAAGCCAACAAGAGCCCGCGAUUCAGAGGAACAUAGAUGCCUGGAUCCAGAAGCUAGGCCGAUUGGGUACGGCCGGUGAAGGUCUUGACAUGACCAAAUGGUUCCAGUACCUGAGCUUUGAUAUCUUUGGAGAGAUGGCAUUUGGCGAAUCCUUCGGCUGUGUCGAACAAGAAAGAUCUCAUUACUGGCUUGAUCUAGUUCUUGGACAUAUGCUUGUUAUUACUAUCAUGGAUAAUGUACGACGCAUUCCGCUCGCUCUGUUCCUCGCGCGUUCGAUACCCUCCAAGUGGACUGUUGGUAUCCGCAAUGUCUUCUCCCGUUUCGCCCAUGAAAAGGUUUCGGCACGAAUGGAAAAAACUGGCGAGCAGCAUGAUUUCCUUGAAAGCGUCGUUGCCAUGGUUCGAAGUGGCAAGAUGUCUCGAGAAGAAUUGGCUUCUCACGCAUCGGACUUGGCUCUAGCGGGGGGGGACACUACUGGCACGGUCAUGGCUACAACGACAUACUAUCUUCUUAAGCACCCGAAAAUACACGAGAAGCUCAAACAGGAAGUACGAUCGCACUACAGCACUUAUGAAGACAUUAAUAUUGCUUCGACGACACAGUUGAUCUACCUCAACGCCGUGCUCAAAGAGAGUAUGCGUAUAUUCCAGCCUGCUCCGCAGGGCACACCACGCAAAUCACCAGGUUGGCCAGUAGGCAGCUACUAUGUACCUGAAGGGACCGAGUUUUAUGUCUCUCCUUGGGCGCUGACCCAUGAUGAGAAAUACUUCCACGAACCGUACGCCUUCAAACCAGAACGCUGGAUUGAUCCAGAGUGCCGUGAUACCACCGAUGCGAGUCAACCUUUCAAUGUUGGCCCCAGAGCCUGCCCUGGAAAACUUUUCGCCUAUGGGCAAAUGUGUUCGCAACUUACAAAAAUGAUUUAUAGCUUUGAUAUGGAACUUGUGGAUGAGAAUCUCGAUUGGGAAUCCACUUGUAAAAUGCAUUUCCUGUGGUGGAAGCCAGAGUUGUUUGUAAGAUUCAGGCCAGUUGAGGUUUAACGCAAGAAGUAAAACACCCACCCAUAGUGCUGUGCAAUACGAUUAGUGUAGCAGUACUAGUUGACAAGACUGAUUCCACUUGAUGUCCGCUUGAAUCAAGUCUCUGUUUGUGCACUAGAAUGAGAAGUCAUGAUUUUCUUGCGUCACUCGGAAACGGCUUGCUUACAUUCAUGGACUGUAUGCUUGGGCCACCUCAGGGUGGUGGACCAUAUCGCUUUGUCUAAUCAUACCAGUAAUAGAAUUAUCGACCACGCGAAAAACCCAAGUUCAAAUGGACGAGGAUCUUGGCUGUAUGUAAUAUUGGAAGCAAUCUAAUUCUGCUCCGAUUUUCUUUCCUGAUCCGUAUGUCGAGCUUCACUACAUUUCUCAUGUAUCCAAUGAUCCAAGAAUGUACCAAAAGGGCGGUACCGAGAAACAACCAACGCUCAAGCC
Messenger RNA from Aaosphaeria arxii CBS 175.79, 2345 nucleotides. Its product is annotated as cytochrome P450. Bases 351 to 1913 code for a protein of 520 amino acids. NCBI's taxonomy places the organism in Eukaryota, Fungi, Ascomycota, Dothideomycetes, Pleosporales. Gene Ontology annotation, molecular function: monooxygenase activity; iron ion binding; heme binding. The transcript has 8 exons. The record is from RefSeq and is a predicted model, not a curated record.